AUGAAGAAGUCCGAGAAGCGCGUCGAGGCAGCGAACAAGCUCGAUAUUCGAGACCUCUUCCAACAGUACUGUCCCGAGCCCGCGUGGAAGGCUUUUUCCGAGAAGGCCCAAGCAGCGGAUCUUGAAAUCGCGACUGCUGAUGCCGAAAGUCUUUCAGCGGAGCAGCUCAAUGCAUGUCUCGAUCUGGUCGAGCUGACUAGUGCGGAAGACUACCGGAACUCCGAGACGGGCUGGUCAAGGUCGAAAAAGCGACGGGAGAUGAAGUUGCCUGAGAUGAGAUAUAUACUCCUUUUUGGGCCACCUGGAGCAGUCCAGUCGUUACCGGCUUCCGAGUUGGCGGGCUUCGUGUCCUUCAUGAUCACAUAUGAGGAUGGGUAUGAGGUGGUCUACGUCUAUGAGAUCCACUUCGCGCCGGCGUCUCAAGGCAAAGGCUUUGGCAGGCUGCUGAUGGAGGUGAUCGCAGCAUUAGGUUCCAAUGUCGGCCUCGAGAAGGCCAUGCUGACUGUGUUCAAGUCGAAUGCUCGGGCGACGGACUGGUACCUCAAGCUUGAGUACUCUGUGGACGAGUUCUCGCCGCCUGCGAGACGACUGCGCGGAGGUGUGUUAAAGGAGCCGACCUAUACCAUCCUUUCGAAGCGCAUUAAAGCUGAAGGUGAUUGA
Messenger RNA from Cyphellophora attinorum, 660 nucleotides. RefSeq names its product putative N-acetyltransferase. Lineage: Eukaryota; Fungi; Ascomycota; Eurotiomycetes; Chaetothyriales; Cyphellophoraceae. Bases 1 to 660 code for a protein of 219 amino acids. The record is from RefSeq and is a predicted model, not a curated record. Gene Ontology annotation, cellular component: nucleus. The transcript has a single exon. Gene Ontology annotation, molecular function: histone H2A acetyltransferase activity; protein N-terminal-serine acetyltransferase activity; histone H4 acetyltransferase activity.